CUCCUCGCCUCUCCCCAGCUCGCCCCGUCUCGCACUGACGCCGUCAGCGCCGCGUCAUCGCGCUCUGCCCGCUUCCAAGAUGGCGGCGGCGGCGGCGGCAGCGGGCGGCCUCCGGCGGGCGGGCUGGCGGCUGUGGCGGGGACGAGCGGUGGUCAGGUGCCAACUCUCCCCACCUCACCGUGCUCUCCAGGCCUCGGCCGUGCUGAGGAGAGUCUCUGAUGAGCAGAAGGAGCCAUUGGCAUCUUCCUCUCAGCAGCAGUUUGAUUCGCAUCCAACCAAUCACCAGCCUGAACAGGAACCUCAGGGCCCUCGCCCCAGUUACACUGGCCAGGGCGGCCAGGAGUCUGAGGACUAUGAGAGCGAGGAGCAGCUGCAGCAUCGAAUCCUCACAGCAGCGCUGGAGUUUGUGCCUGAACAUGGCUGGACUGCAGAAGCCAUUGCAGAGGGAGCCAAGACCCUGGGUCUCUCUGCUGCUGCUGCAGGGAUGUUUCACAGUGACGGCAGCGAACUGAUCCUGCACUUUGUGUCUCAGUGCAACACCAAGCUGUCUGAGGUGCUGGAGCAGGAACAAAAACUAGUGCAGCUGGGCGAAGCAGAGAAGAAGCCUACAGAUCAAUUCCUGAGAGAUGCUGUGCAAGCCAGACUGAGGAUGCUGAUUCCGUAUAUUGAGAAAUGGCCUCAGGCUCUGAGCAUCCUGCUGCUCCCGCAUAACAUCCCUUCCAGCCUCAACCUCCUCACCAGCAUGAUCGAUGAUAUAUGGCACUAUGCUGGAGACCAGUCCACAGACUUUAACUGGUACACUCGUCGGGCUGUGCUCACUGGCAUCUACAACACCACCGAGCUGGUGAUGAUGCAGGAUUCAUCCCCUGACUUCGAGGACACUUGGCGCUUCCUGGAAAACAGAGUAGCUGAUGCCAUGAACAUGGGCAAUACAGCUAAUCAGGUACAGUCAACGGGAGAAGCAGUUGUCCAGGGCCUGAUGGGAGCUGCAGUUACGUCCCUGCACUGGAAAUCUUGACGGAAGGCCUGUGGACAUGUGGGAAGUGGCACUUGUCCCUGAGUCACAGCGGGGUGACUUCCUCAGGCUGUUUCAGUUGACUGCAGUGUGCUUCCAAGAAUUCACUCACUUCUUGGUGGCAUCCUGGACUGCUUUGUGUCCGCGCACGGGGAGCUGCACAUCCUCUGGGAUAGGAAACAGUCCUUUGUGUACCCAGGAAUUCAAGGGCAUCAGGGCCUCCCUGUGAUUCUAUUUUUGUACAACUCCUGUUGCACUUAUCAGCGAAGUGAUUUCCUUGUUGUCAGAAAUACAUUUUCUGUGUGCUUACCAGUACAAGACAAACAGGCUGGAACAUAAAUUAGAAAUCCAUUUUUACUGUAUGAAGCAGU
Messenger RNA from Chroicocephalus ridibundus (black-headed gull), 1386 nucleotides. It is a transcript of the gene COQ9, whose product is annotated as coenzyme Q9. The transcript has 9 exons. The coding region runs from base 80 to 1018 and encodes 312 amino acids. The record is from RefSeq and is a predicted model, not a curated record. Gene Ontology annotation, cellular component: mitochondrial inner membrane. Gene Ontology annotation, molecular function: lipid binding. Lineage: Eukaryota; Metazoa; Chordata; Aves; Charadriiformes; Laridae. Gene Ontology annotation, biological process: ubiquinone biosynthetic process.